Aphanomyces invadans is the source of this 902-nucleotide messenger RNA. RefSeq lists its product as hypothetical. Gene Ontology annotation, cellular component: Golgi apparatus; endosome. Lineage: Eukaryota; Oomycota; Saprolegniomycetes; Saprolegniales; Verrucalvaceae. The coding region runs from base 34 to 648 and encodes 204 amino acids. The transcript is spliced from 8 exons. The record is from RefSeq and is a predicted model, not a curated record. Gene Ontology annotation, molecular function: GTP binding; GTPase activity.
UGUGGAUUCGAGAUCCAGUGUGACGCUUCGGAGAUGGCGGAAGAAUGCCGCGUGGAAGGCGAUGAUGGCCUCGGCGAUCCUGACGUGAAGAUCAUCCUUUUGGGUGAUUCGGCCGUCGGCAAGUCCAAGUUGGUCGAGCGAUACAUGAUGAACGAGUACCAGCCGCGACAGUUGUCUACGUUUGCCUUGACGUUAUUCCGCAAGGACUUCACCAUGCCAGAUGGGAAGACAGUCAAGAUCGAUUUCUGGGACACAGCCGGGCAAGAGCGAUUCAACAGCAUGCAUUCGUCGUACUACUUUGGCGCGGCGGCAUGCAUUCUCGUAUUCGACGUCACGCGGAAAACCACGUAUCAGCACUUGGCCGACUGGUACAAAGAACUCAGGGAGUACUGCGAAACAGUCCCGUGCUUCCUGGCAGCAAACAAAGUCGACGUCGACGUAGAGGUGACAAACAAGAAAUUUAAGUUUGCCGAGACCCACAACUUGGGUUUCUCCUUUGUGUCAGCGGCCGACGGCACAAACGUUGUCAAGCUGUUUGAAGAGGCCAUCCAAGCGGCGCUCAAGUUCAAGUCGGAGGGCGGAGACUUUGUGUCGGACGUGCUGGACUUCCUCAACGACUCCCCGCUCGAUAAACCAACGAGAAAGUGACCCGGCAACGAGGGCAGUCGACGCGGCAGUCGUGGAAUCUAAUACACAGCUCUGUCCAUGCACUCUCCUUGGCCAGUGGCAACUCCCACUGCCAUCCUUCCGCACGACUGCGGUGUUUACUCGUGGUGUGCAUAUGACGACUCUCCUUCAACCAAGAAUUCGUCUGCAUCCUCAACUCUCGCAAUGUCCAAAUGACCCGAACGUGACCCACACCAUGGAGCCAUGCAACAACACCGAGGUCGGCGAACCCACCG